AUGUCGAAGAAGAUCACCCUCAAGAGCUCCGACGGCAUAUCUUUCCAGGUCGAUGAAGCCGUUGCGCUCAUGUCUCCGAGAAUCAAGCGCAUGAUCGAAGACGACCGCACCGGUAAUGGAAUCACUAUUCCAAACGUGAACAGUGCAGCCCUCGCAAAGGUUAUCGAGUACUGCAAGAAGCACGUCGAAGCCAACGCUGAUGACACUGAGCUCAAGGCUUGGGACUUAGAUUUCGCCAGAGCUCUCGAGGGCCUCGACAAGGAUACUUUCUUCGCUGUCACCUCUGCUGCACAUUUUCUGAACAUCGGUGGACUUUUUGACCUAACGUGCAAGACUGUGGCCGAAAUGGUGAGAGGCAAGACUGUAGAUCAGAUUCGCGAUAUCUUCCACAUCAAGAACGACUAUACAGAUGCGGAAGAAGCUAAGAUGCGCAAGGAGAAUGCAUGGGCCUUUGAGUGA
This is a messenger RNA of Brassica oleracea var. oleracea, 459 nucleotides long. RefSeq names its product SKP1-like protein 4. Gene Ontology annotation, molecular function: cullin family protein binding. Gene Ontology annotation, cellular component: cytoplasm; nucleus. The record is from RefSeq and is a predicted model, not a curated record. Gene Ontology annotation, biological process: SCF-dependent proteasomal ubiquitin-dependent protein catabolic process. The transcript has 2 exons. NCBI's taxonomy places the organism in Eukaryota, Viridiplantae, Streptophyta, Magnoliopsida, Brassicales, Brassicaceae. Bases 1 to 459 code for a protein of 152 amino acids.